AUGCGUGCCACAAAAAUAAAUGAUAAUAGCGGUGAUGCAACGAUUCUGAACUCAACAGACGUACUUGAUGAUAUUCCAGGUUUAUUCGAUUAUUGUCACGAUGAAAAUAGCUCAAAUACUAAUCAUCAAACACUCAACCAAACUUUCUCUGGAACAAUUUCUUUCCCUGGAUGCAAUGAAGAGACAAAAGUCAUCACGAAAGCCGAAUAUCAAAAGUUCAUGAAUGAUAUGGUUGAAUUGGCUAAAUUAAGAGUUAAGAUAGCUAGCAUGGAAAAAACUUUGAAGGAGAAAUCAGACAAAAUCAUUAGGCUUCAACAGAAGGUUGAACCAAUCACUGGCAUUGAAUUUCCAGAAAAUAUCGUCAAUUCUAUCAACAUGAAACAGAUUGCCGAGAAAGAUUACAAGAGCGUGGUCGAUUUACGCAAUGAUAUUGAAUGGUUCGCUCACCAUAUACGGUCAAAGGUCGCAAACUCGAAACCAAGCGUCCAAAAACAGAUUGUUAACGCGGCCAAAUGGUUAGUGUCACAAUUUUACCAAGAAUUGAAUAAUCUGCUGCUCUGUAAUGAGUGCUAUGAAAAUGCAUACAAAUCACCAGACGUCUCAGCCACAAUGCCUUGCACACCACCACAUCUUCUACUGUGGACACAGGCCGAAGGUUGGGGUUGUUGGCCAGCCAAAAUGUUAAAAUGUAACAUCGAUGAAGACCUGGAAGUAAACAAGUACAUCGAAAACAUGAAGAAAGUACAUGGAAACUUCAAUUUUGCUGCGGACGACACGCCUUUUGAUCCUGAUAAAUUGGGGGAGCACAUUAAAUUCAUGAUCAAAAGUAAUGUAACAUCGACAAGUCCUGGAAAUGCUCACCGACAAGAGGUUCCAGAAGAUCAUAUCGUUGAAGAGCUGACUACAGAUGAAAGCCAUAAAGGCCUGGCUGAGACUGAAUCAGCGGAACAUGGAAAAAACGUAACGACCACAAUUGAAAAAGUCGUGCACACGAAAACAGUUAAUGCAUCAAAGAACGAAAUGCCAGGCGGUAACCAAAGUUCGUUAAAAAGACCAUCUUCGAGUGAUACGCCAACAUCGUUAGUUGGCGAUAACGAUACCAAGAAAACCACCAAUCAGAAAUUGGAAGGCGAAAAACAUGCUGCUCUCGAAAGUCUGGCUAAAGUGGAGGCUGAAAAUAAGCAUAUAGAAGUCUACAUCAAAGACUUGGAGAACGACAUUCAAGAUGCUGUAGCGACCUCCGAAAAAUUGAAAGCCGAAAAAGAUGCUGCUCUUAAAGAAGUGGAUACAUUAAAGGAACAAUUGGCUUCUGAAAAAGCGAGGAACAAAAACGCAUGCAUCAUUUGCGGCAAAGAAUGUCUCAUGUUCUGCGGUCCUGGGUGUCUAAAUGAACGCCUCAAGCAGAAGCCAAGCGACAACUGA
Sitodiplosis mosellana (orange wheat blossom midge) is the source of this 1422-nucleotide messenger RNA. Its product is annotated as zinc finger MYND domain-containing protein 11-like. Gene Ontology annotation, molecular function: transcription corepressor activity. The transcript has 5 exons. Gene Ontology annotation, biological process: regulation of transcription elongation by RNA polymerase II. NCBI's taxonomy places the organism in Eukaryota, Metazoa, Arthropoda, Insecta, Diptera, Cecidomyiidae. Bases 1 to 1422 code for a protein of 473 amino acids. The record is from RefSeq and is a predicted model, not a curated record.